This is a messenger RNA of Hevea brasiliensis (rubber tree), 4226 nucleotides long. Its product is annotated as two-component response regulator-like APRR7. Gene Ontology annotation, biological process: phosphorelay signal transduction system; cytokinin-activated signaling pathway. Bases 3441 to 4052 code for a protein of 203 amino acids. Lineage: Eukaryota; Viridiplantae; Streptophyta; Magnoliopsida; Malpighiales; Euphorbiaceae. The record is from RefSeq and is a predicted model, not a curated record. The transcript has 4 exons.
UUUUUUUUUUGGUGGGUCAAGCUUCUACAUCGUUCUAGGAAGGGAGGUGACUGUCACCACCUACCUGAGGAAGAAGGACACCAACCGAUCGGCCUACGCCCGGAGUCCCGCCACCGUCCUGUGAAGUGCGUGAGCUCACGCACCUCUAGAAGCCUCGCGUCAUUCUUCACUUGCCGGCACAUGCACCCUUUUUCUGGUGAUUUCUCUGGCCGUCCCUCUUGCCGAUGACCUUUUCUGUUUGGCGCGCCUCUGACCAACGUGUUUCCACACCUGGUUUGCAUAUUUAUUUUUUUGGUACCUUCUGUUGCCCAAUUUCUUGCUUUCUGCCUCAGUACCUAUUCCGUUAAUUGAAAAAUGACUGAUGGAAAGAAGGAAGCCUCUGAAACAAAAGCUGGAUUUGUCAGUGAUAAUCCCUAUUUACAAAUUAGUCCUGUAAAGUUGGAUGGAACUAAUUAUUUGGCAUGUCUAGAUCCUGUCUAAGGUUCAUUCAGGCUAGAGGACUGUAGGGGUAUAUCACUGGAGAUAAGAAAAAGCCAAAAAGUGCUAGUUCUACCUACAAUCAGUGGGAGUCGGAGAACUCUCUUGUUAUGUCAUGGCUCAUCAAUUCUAUGCAACCUCAUAUAGCUCGUGGAUAUAUACUGUUGGACAGUGCAACUACCAUUUGGAUUGUUGUUUCUUAGACUUAUUCUCAAGUUGGGAAUGAUGCAUAAGUUUAUGAGCUUAGGAACAAGGUUCAUGGAAUGAAAUAAGGUGAGUUGACUGUUGCUCAAUAUUAUGCAGAAUUGAGUGGUCUAUGCAAGGGUUGGAUUUCUAUCAGGACUUUUAGGCUUCAUGUCCGGCUGAUGCAGUUAAGUUCCAGAAAUUGAUUGAGAAGGAGUGCAUAUAUGAUUUUCUUGCUGUUAUGGAAAGUCAAUCACUAUAUUAUUUCUCUGUAUAUUCUGUAUUCUGUAGUCCUAUUUAGGAUUUCUUAUUUAGGAUUUCUUCCUAAUUAGUAUAACACAAUUAUAGUAAUCAAUUGUAUAUAUACACCCAUGUACAGAUUAAUUAAAAUUAAGGAUAAUUAUCUCUUUCUACAUGGUAUCAGAGCAGGUCAUCUAUCUAGGGUGACUAUUUGUUCUCACCACCUAGCUCAGGAGAGACCUUGGCCGUCGACCAGCCGUCCCCUCUGAUCCUGUCGCCGGAAUCCAAGCGUGUGAGGCUCACGCGCCCAACUCAGGUUCUCGCCCUUUCUUCAUUCGCCUGCGCGUGAAGGCUCGUCCGCUGGCCGUUUCGACUCCGAUCAGCAUCGUCUCCGUCACCUCAACCCCCUCAUUUCACCACUGUGUGCUGGUGCCUAAUCCAGUACACCAUUAAAGGACUUCUGAGGUUUGGCUUUCAGAUCCUAUUUCGGUAUUUGCUUGAUUUGUGAUUUUGGGUUAUUUUGUGGCUAUAAGCACUUUGGAUUAGCAUUUCGGUUAGUUUUCUUUAUCUCAACAAAUGGCAGACAAUAAGAAUGUUAUUUCUAAUGUGAUUCCAGUGAUGACUAAGAUCACAGAAUACAAACUUAAUGGUUCGAAUUACCUGGAGUGGAGUAAGGCUGUUAGGAUCUAUUUGCGUAGCAUUAAUAAGGAUGAUCACCUUACUAAAGACUCACCUACUGAUGAUAUGCGGCAAACUUGGCACAGUGAGGUAAUUAGUUUAAUUAAUCACUGUGAAUUUGUUGAGGAAUUGAUGGAUUAUUUAGAUUUUCUGUAUUCUGGUAAAGGGAAUAUCUCCCGUAUUUAUGAUGUUUGUAAGGCAUUCUACCGUGCUGAGAAAGAGAAUAAGUCUCUCACGGCUUAUUUUAUGGAUUUUAAACGGGUAUAUGAGGAACUUAAUGUAUUGUUGCUUUUUAGUUCUGAUGUGAAAGUUCAGCAAGCCCAACGGGAGCAACUGGCUUUUAUGAGUUUUCUUGCAGGCCUUCCUUCAGAGUAUAAGACCGCUAAAUCUCAGAUUCUUUCCAGUUCCAAGAUUUUCUCUUUGCAUGAAACGUUUACACGGGUCCUUCGUACAGAGAGUACUCAAUGUUCACAGCCUGCCAGUAGUGCUCUUAUUAGCCGUAAUCCAAAUGGACAACAGGGUAAUAGAAGAGGAAGUAGAGGAGGAAUUAUAGGCAACAGAGGUAAUCAGCAUAAUGGGGAGGCUAGUUCUAAUCAGGACUAAAGAGGAAUCAUUUGUUAUUAUUGCCAUGAGCCUGGCCAUACAAAAUGUAAUAGUUCGCAACUUCAGAGGAAAAAUCAACGAUCAAAGAUGACAAAUAUGGCGACAAAGGAUUCUACAGUAUCUUCUUCUAAGAAAACUAUUUUGGUAUCUGCAGAGGAUUUUGCACAGUUUUCCCAGUAUUAGGCAUCUCUAAAGCUUACCAGUUCUCCUGUUAUUGCGAUCGCUGAGUCAGAUAAAUUCACUACAUGCCUUGUGUCUUCCUCAUCCAAAUGGGUUAUUGAUUCUGGUGCGACAGAUCACAUGACAGGUAAUUCUAGUCUUCUAUCUGCUUUUCAGUCUAAUCUCACUUCCUUUACUGUUACUUUAGCCGAUGUUAUACUUCUUGUGUCAUGGGUUCUGGAACUGCGAACCCGACUUCGUCAAUUUCUUUGUCAUCUGUUUUGUGUUUAUCAAAAUUUUUUUUUUAAUCUACUUUCUGUUAGUAAAUUGACUCGUACCUUAAAUUAUUAUGUUUCACUUUUUCCUGACUAGUGUUUUUUUUAGGAUUUUACGACGAAGCAGAUUAUUGGUAGAGGACGUGAGUCAGGUGGUCUCUACAUUCUGGAAAAUCAUGUACCGCGGUCGCUUGUUUGCUCCAGUACCUUAACACCUCUUGAAGCUCAUUGUAGAUUGGGCCAUCUUUCUUUGUCUACCAUGAAGAAGCUGUAUCCUCAGUUUCAGUCUUUAUCAGUACUAGAAUAUAAAUCGUGUCAGUUUGCAAAAUAUCAUCGUUUGCCUUCAGUGUCUAGAGUCAACAAACGGGCUUCAUCCCCUUUCGAGUUAGUUCAUUCUGAUGUUUGGGGUCCUUGUUCCGUUACUUUUAAAACUGGAUUUGUUAUUUUGUUACUUUUAUUGAUGAUUACUCUCGUGUUACCUGGUUAUAUUUAAUGAAGAAUCGUUCUGAGUUAUUUUCUAUUUUUUGUGCCUUUUGUAAUGAAAUCAAAACUCAAUUUAAUAUUUCUGUGCGCAUAUUAAGAAGUGAUAAUGCAAAAGAAUAUUUUUCAGUACAAUUUCAGUAUUAUAUGACACAAAAUGACAUUCUUCAUCAGUCUUCCUGUGUUGAUACCCAAUCCCAAAAUUAUAUGGCUGAAAGAAAAAAUUGGCAUCUUCUUGAGGUAACUCGUGCUCUUCUUUUUCACAUGAAGUUUCUAAACACUUUUGGACGGAUGCAGUUUCUACGGCAUGUUUUUUGAUCAAUCGUAUGCCAUUUUCUGUCCUUAAUGGAGAUAUUUCUUAUACUGCUUUUUUUUUCUAUAAAAUCUUUGUUCCCUGUUGAAUCCUGUAUUUUUUAUUGUACCUGUUUUGUGCGUGAUGCUCAUUCACAGGUUACUAAAUUGGAUCCGAAUUCUCUCAAAUGUGUCUUCUUUGGAUACUCCCGGCUCCAAAAGGGGAGAUUGGAGAUUCCUAACUCAGAUCCUCCACCAGUUACUUCGUUGGGAGAUCCUGUACCUCACACUGAUCAUGAUUCUGAUCUAGACUUACCCAUUGCUCUUCGUAAAGUUAUUGCUGUUCCAAAUGGUCUUCAAGCCUGGAAAAUGCUGGAAGAUCUGAAUAAUCAUAUUGAUAUUGUCCUAACAGAGGUGGUCGUGCCUACCUUAUCUGGAAUUGGCCUUUUGUGUAAGAUUACGAGCCACAAAACUCUCAAGAAUAUUCCAGUGAUAAUGAUGUCAUCCCAUGAUUCUAUGGGUAUAGUCUUUAAGUGUCUGUCAAAAGGUGCAGUUGGUUUUUUGGUGAAACCCAUUCGGAAGAAUGAACUUAAAAACCUAUGGCAGCACAUCUGGAGGAGAUGCCACAGUGUGAGUUCCUUUACUUUUGUAAUUCAGAGAGAAUAAAAUAUGUUACAAGCCAAUGUGGAUAUUUUAUUGGGUUGAUUUUAUUUUAAAACUUUUCAACCUUUAUUUGAUGUAAGGCUAAUUUAAUGGCCCUUUUAGAAGCUACAAGUGCAAGUGGUUUUGCUAACAAGUUUAAAUCCUUCCAUAGAAAUAUAUUCAAAUUAUUGCAACUUC